Aspergillus steynii IBT 23096 is the source of this 1446-nucleotide messenger RNA. RefSeq names its product MFS transporter. Gene Ontology annotation, molecular function: transmembrane transporter activity. Bases 1 to 1446 code for a protein of 481 amino acids. NCBI's taxonomy places the organism in Eukaryota, Fungi, Ascomycota, Eurotiomycetes, Eurotiales, Aspergillaceae. The transcript has 4 exons. Gene Ontology annotation, biological process: transmembrane transport. The record is from RefSeq and is a predicted model, not a curated record.
AUGUCAAGAGCACCAAGCGUCCCCGACUCCGCGGUGACAAUGAAGACCAGGCCACAUGUCGACUUUGACGGCCCUGAGGAUCCAUUGAACCCUCUUAACUGGCCCAUGAAAAAAAGGGCAUACAUAUGCGCCAUCUUGGGCCUCAGUACCAUGGUUGUCGCUUUCGCCAGUAGUAUCUUCUCCCCGGCUAUACCUGCUUUGAUGGUUGUGUACGGCAUUAGCAGAGAAGUCUGCACCCUGGGCAUUUCUCUCUACGUGUUCGGAUUCGCCUUUGGUCCCCUGGUCUUCGGCCCUUUCUCCGAGCUCAAGGGCCGAUACUACCCUCUAUUGAUCUCGAUAUUCGGCUUCACGGUCUUCUCGUUCGCAACUGCCGUCUCGAAAGAUGUUCAGUCCCUUUUCAUUCUCCGCUUCUUCACCGGCUUCUUCGGUUCCGGACCUCUCACCCUCGCCGGCCCAGCAUUCGCAGACAUGUUCUCUCCGCAGCAGCGAGGCAUUCCUAUCGUCAUGUUCUGCCUGAUGGUCUUCAUCGGCCCCCUCGCAGCCCCGUUCAUUGGCGGUUUCAUCGUCAUGAACGACUCAAUGGGUUGGCGUUGGACGGCCUAUAUUCCCGGAAUCCUGGGCGGCUUCGUUCUCGUUCUGCUCCUGCUCUUCCUCGAGGAGACCUUCCAGCCCGCCAUCCUCACCCAGAAGGCUAACCGCCUCCGCCAUGAAACAGGUGACUGGUCGCUGCAUUCGAAACAGGAAGAACGACGCAUCGACUUCCACACCAUCCUUACCGAGAACCUCAGUCUACCACUGAAGAUGCUCGUCCGCGACCCCAUUACCCUCUGCAUGUGUGGCUUCGGUGCCUUUGUUUACGGCCUGCUCUACCUCUUCCUCACGGCAUACCCGUUGGUGUUCCAGGGUGUGCACGGCAUGAACCUCGGCGUCGGCAGUCUGCCUUAUAUUGGAGUGAUUGUCGGACAGCUGUUCGGGGCCGUCGCUAUCGCUGCUACCCAGCCGUGGGUGCUGCGUAAGAUGGAACGCAACGAGGGCGUCAUGAUGCCUGAGUGGCGUCUUCCUGUUGCUAUUCCUGGAGCAGUUGCCUUUUCUGCUGGUUUGUUCUGGCUGGGCUGGACGGGGUAUAAGUCCAGUUUCCACUGGAUUGUUCCGACCUUGUCGGGUCUAUUGACUGGGUUUGGACUGUUGACUAUGUUCCUUCCUUCGUUGGCUUAUUUGGUGGAGGCCAGUGAGGACAACGCCGCGUCUGCCGUUGCUGCGCACACGUUCCUCCGAUCAGCCGCUGGCGGUGCAUUUCCUCUUUUCGCGAAGCAGAUGUUCGAUGGCCUAGGUGUCGAAUGGGCUUGCACGUUACUAGGCUGCGUCGCGGCCCUGUUCAUCCCCAUUCCAGUGCUGCUGUACAUCUACGGGGCUCGAAUUCGGAGUAAAAGUCGGAUGUCGGUUUAA